Messenger RNA from Pomacea canaliculata, 2932 nucleotides. RefSeq lists its product as uncharacterized. The record is from RefSeq and is a predicted model, not a curated record. The transcript has 10 exons. Lineage: Eukaryota; Metazoa; Mollusca; Gastropoda; Architaenioglossa; Ampullariidae. The coding region runs from base 563 to 1438 and encodes 291 amino acids.
AUACAUCUAUCACCACAUGAAGGUUGCUGCUGAAUUGUCUUCACAACCCUUGUAUAUCGAGGAGUCGGAUUGUAUAACACGAUUGGAGUCAGGCUGUUAUCAGUCAGAUUAGAGAGGGGAGCCAUGAUUGGUUGUUCUCUUAUCAGACUGACGAACACAGACAAGAGGAAAAUUUAAAAAUUAUCAGAUUCAAAUUAGGUCAGUUUCCCCAGCCAUGGAUGUGUGGUGUGGAGGAUAUGUGUAGUUUACACAAAACAGGAUUAAUACUUGGCCACUCUCUCAAACCGUUGACUGAAUGUUCAAAUUUCAGCAUUCUAGGCAACUAAAGCUGGUGACCUGAGGUCACCUUAAGCUUUUACAAGUUCACGACCAGUAGAGCUGAUGAAGUGAAUGUCACGUGGAAUGAAUUGCGGUGACGAUUGGCUUUGCAGACAGACAUGGUGUACCUACAGCAGUACUUACAUCUCAUUUCACUCCACUAUCGGUACACUCAACCUUGCUCUUUGAGUCAAGACCUAAAUGACACCAGUGAGGAGCCAUAAUGGUUGAGCAGUGAGUGGCGAUGAACAUUUUCAAGCAGUUUAGAUGGAGCAUCAUUGUGUUCGUGACAAUUCUUGGACUAGUAUCUGUCCUUUAUUUCUUUGUACCCUUCCACAACAUGGCAGACAUUUCUACUUUGGAAAAAAACAAUGUGGAUAUUUGUUCUGCAUGGAGAGGGGCCGACAAACGAGCCUUGAGGACGGUUCCAUGGUGGGGACGGGCCUGUGAUAUGGCAAGUGACUGGACAGUCAGAAGGUACAACUGCAAGGACAACAGACGAAUGGGAAACUGGCCUGUCUGCUUUGAUAAUAACCUUGUACCUCAGAACAACUGUUUAGUGUACUCCUUUGGCAUUGACAAUGACUUUAGCUUUGAUGACGCGAUGGCAGCCAUUGGAUGCACCGUCUACUCCUUUGAUCCCAGCAUGCUGGACACUGCUGACCACAAGCGUGGGGACCGUGUUUUCUUCCAGAGAAUUGGCAUCAGCGAUAAGGACGACGACCAUUUUGUUCCCAGAGCCGAUGAGUAUGUUGAACAGCGCCCGGCGGUCAACGGUUGGCCGAUGAGACGUCUGCAGACAAUCCUUGACCUCCUGGGUCACAGAAAGGAGCAGCUGACCGUGCUUAAGCUGGACAUUGAGGGCUAUGAGUGGGACGUCACUCGUGAUCUUCUUGACUCUGGGAUCUUGUCGUCCGUCCCGCAGUUUCUGGUGGAGUGGCACCUGUUUACGGACUUUCCGCCUCGAGAACGAGUCCCUGAUGCCGUUGAUACGUACUUCCGGCUGAACGACAUGGGCUUCCAGUUAUUCGUCACCGGCGGUGUUCAACAUGGAUUUCAUUCCGCAUCCCGCUUUAGAAUUCAGGCAGAAGUUGCCUACCUUAACAUGAAGAUAAACUGAUGUCUCCAUCUCUUUUCUUUGCUUUACUUUAUGUCCAGCAACAUCAAUUAAAAUUGUUACUAUGUUCAUUUUAGCUUAAACAGCCGGUAUGAUCAGCAGUUAGAUGAUGCAUGGCCUGCUUUUUCACAGGUAUAGCUGACCGUUAGAUAUUAAUGCAGUGAAUGGGAAAUAACUAGUUUUUGAUUGUUUGUUCGUUUGUUUCUUUUUUUACCUUCCCCUCCUUUCUAAGAAUCUAGAGAAGCACAUGUUUACUGACUUACCACUUGGUCUACGAGUCCAUGUUGGUGUCCACAUCUGUCUGAAAGUCAUCGGCUUCCUGUUUUUUCGUCCCUGGCAGUCGUGGAUUUCAUUUGGUGACGGUUUCGAGAAUUCAAUUAGAAACUGCCUCUGGUAAAACGAAGUGAAACUAAAUGAAUCAUAUUUUUUAUUAUCUGGAAAAAACAUUUUCAGAUCAGAUUUUCUUUAAUCAUUUAUUAAUCAGAUCUCUUCCGUAAAUAUCUCUUGUUAAGUUGUUACACAAAGCAAAAUAACACUCAGUGUGUGAAAGAAGCUGCUUAUAAUUAUGGUAUCCAUGUUGGUAGUGAAAGAUCUGGCUUGCGAUUCAUCGUCUAGUAUAAUUUUGUGUAUAGUCUCCUUUCUGUACUUCCAUUACAAAUGAAUUCACACUUAGCAGAAUAUACGAAUAUCACAUCGACUACAACAUAACAAUGGUAAAUACAGUAUUCCUAUUUUAGUAAAAAUGAGGCUGAAAAUAGCGAGGCACAGCCUGAUCUAUGACAGUAUAAUUUCACCACCUUUCUACUACCUUUAUCAUUUUUGGACAGAAAGUUUUAAAAAGAACAACGGUGUCUGCCGAUUCUGCAAUAAAGGUAAAUACAUAUUUCCCAAAUUCAUUUAUUUUGUGAUGCUAUCCAGAAAGUAUGCAACGAAAAUUGAACGAAGAUCACUGUCCCACAAAUUUAAAUAUACAGAUGUCAGGGACCUGUUCAGAGUGCUAGGAUCUGAGCACGUGAGCGGAUGAAAGGAUGUGAAUGAUGGACGUGUCCUAAAUGGUCGAGUGGUCUGUGUGAGUAAAGUCCGCGAGAGCCAGCGCCUGAUCCUGGCGUGUGGACAGAUCAAAGAGCUUCAUAAAUGACGUAAAAUGAUGUGACGUCAAAAGGAGGUGACGACAAAGGAGUUGACGUCAGAGAGCGGGGAGGGGGAGAAGCGGAGAGGGUAGAGGAGCGGCCAUGCCGGUGGAAGGAGACUGAGUUCGUGGGACGUUGGAGAAGCCAUUGCCAAUCAAUGGCGAUUAACAUUUUCAAGCAGUUUAGAUGGACCAGCAUUGUGUUCAUGACAAUUCUUGCACUAGUGUCUGUCGUUUAUUUCUUUGUACCCUUCAGCAACACGGCUUUGGAAAACAACAAUGAGGACAUUUGUUCUGCAUGGAGAGCGGCCGAUAAACGAGCCUUGAGGACGGUUCCAUGGUGGGGACGGGCCUGCGAUAUGGAAGGU